Messenger RNA from Homalodisca vitripennis (glassy-winged sharpshooter), 2183 nucleotides. RefSeq names its product tetratricopeptide repeat protein 30A (gene Ttc30). The record is from RefSeq and is a predicted model, not a curated record. Lineage: Eukaryota; Metazoa; Arthropoda; Insecta; Hemiptera; Cicadellidae. The transcript is spliced from 14 exons. Gene Ontology annotation, molecular function: protein binding; intraciliary transport particle B binding. Gene Ontology annotation, biological process: intraciliary transport. Gene Ontology annotation, cellular component: intraciliary transport particle B; axonemal microtubule. The coding region runs from base 161 to 2116 and encodes 651 amino acids.
AGCACAGAGCAGUGUUUAUUAUCAAUGUCGGUUGCCAUGGCAACGUGUAUGUAUGUAGUAUCAUCAACAGUUUCGUCUGUCCAAGAAUAAUAAAAGAUAUAAACUACUAAAAGUGAUACAUACUUGUGCAUCAAUUUAAGUUAGUUUAUAACAAGCGAUUAUGUUGUUUCAUAACCUUAAAGUAAAGGAUGGCACCUACACAAAAACAAUAUAUUCCAUGAUAAAAGACCAACAAUAUAGUGAAGCCCUCCAGAUAUUGAAUGGCGUACUGACUGCAAAUCCUAAUUCCAGAGCUUGCUUGUCGCUGCUAGCGUAUUGCUACUUCUACACUCAAGACUUUGUGAGUGCUGCCAACUGUUAUGAGCGGUUGGUAGCCCUCGUGCCAGAGGAGCAGGACUACCAACUGUAUUAUGCCCAGUGCCUGUAUCAGGCUUGCCUCUAUCAGGAUGCUCUUCGAAUUGUCAGCCAGAUCGAGGACCCUUCCGUACAGCCUAAGGUGCGGAAACUAAAGGCAGCUAUCAAGUAUGGGGAGGAGGAUCUUGUGAGUGCCAAGGUGCUGAUGGAGAGCAGUCCAGAAGAUGAUCCAGACACUGAGAUCAACCAUGGGUGCCUACUGUACAAGGAAAUGCGUUACGAAGAGGCUCUACAGAAAUUUACAACAGCCUUAGUGGUAUUGGGGUACAACCCUCAUCUCUCCUACAACGUCGCCUUAUGCUACUAUAGGCUGAAGGAGUAUGCUCCAGCUCUCAAACACAUAGCGGACAUCAUUGAGCGAGGAAUACGGGAACAUCCAGAGUUGAGUGUUGGCAUGGCAACGGAAGGCAUCGAGGUGCGCAGUGUGGGAAACACGUUGACUCUGCAUGAGACAGCUCUCAUCGAGGCUUUCAACCUCAAGGCAGCCAUAGAAUACCAGCUGAACAAUUUGGAGACAGCCAGGGAAGCAUUGACGGACAUGCCACCUAGAUCGGAGGAGGAGCUUGAUGCAGUCACCCUCCACAACCAGGCUCUCAUGAACAUGGAGUCUAAGCCACAUGAGGGAUUUGAGAAGCUGCAGUUUCUGCUACAACAGAAUCCAUUUCCUCCAGAGACCUUGGGCAACUUGCUGCUGCUGUACUGCCGAUACCAAUGUUUCGACCUGGCAGCAGAUGUGUUGGCUGACAACACUCAUCUCACCCACAAGUAUCUCUCUCCGUAUCUCUAUGACUUUCUCGAUGCUCUAAUAACACAACAAUCGUCUCCCGAGGAAGCGUAUCGCAAGUUUGACGAACUGGCUUCACGUCACACAGAUGUGUUGCGCAAAGCAACACGCCGAGUACAGGAGGCAAGAGAGUCCCACAACGACGCUGCUGUUAAGAAAGCUGUUACAGAAUAUGAGGAUACCCUUGACAGGUACAUCCCGGUGCUGAUGUCUCAGGCCAAGAUCUAUUGGGACCUGGAACAGUACUGGCAGGUGGAGAACAUCUUCCACAAGUCGGUGGAGUUUUGUAACGAGAACGAGACUUGGAGAUUGCAUGUUGCUCACGUCCUCUUCAUGCAGGACAACAAGUUCAAGGAGGCGGCUGGCUUCUAUGAGCCGAUCGUCAAGAAGCAUUACAAUAAUAUUCUGGGUGCCAGUGCCAUCGUGUUGGCAAACCUGUGUGUCUCGUAUAUCAUGACGGCCCAGAAUGACGAAGCUGAAGACUUGAUGCGUAAGAUAGAGAAGGAGGAGGAAAGGCUUGCGUACGGUGAUCCUGAUAAGAAAGUGUUCCAUCUGUGUAUCGUCAAUCUUGUCAUUGGAACAUUAUAUUGUGCGAAGGGAAACUAUGAAUUUGGUAUCUCUCGACUGAUCAAAAGUCUAGAACCUUACAACAAGAAGCUGGGCAUAGAUACGUGGUUUUAUGCCAAACGAUGCAUGCUGUCAUUGAUAGAAAACCUGUCAAAACACAUGAUAACUGCUAGAGAUACAUUUUUUCAAGAGUGCAUUUCUUUCCUGGAACAGUGUGAAGCUCAUGGGAAGGAAGUGAAGACAGUAGCAGAGAAUCCUCUUGAAGAGUCAACUGUUCACAAUGGCAAAGACACAGUUACUUAUGAGGCUAGACACUUGAAAGCGUUGUUCCUCAAACUGCAGAUGUUCUAAAGUAGCAUUUAUAACUGGCUGUCUUGACAAAAAAGAAAUAAAGUUAAAAAAUGUGUUGAAAACUGAA